CCCUUUAUCGAUAGAAAGACGUUCUAACCUACUAUCUCUAAUUAAAAAAUAGCUGUAAAUGUACAUAAAAAAAGAUAAUGACACUGCCGAUGGAAAGAAUUCAGAUUUUGGAAUCUAUCAAGGACCUUACAAUAUGUUUACAAAGUGCAGAAGGAACAGCAUAUUAUAUACAUUGUACGACAUAUAUAUGUGGGUAUAUAUAUAAAAGGGAAAUCUUAUGCAUGAUUCCAAUUGCUAUAACACAUUCGUCAAGAACGAAAGAAAAGCCGAAUCAACGUGAAAAAAAGUUGAAACUGCCACAAGAUGAUGGCGCAUAUUAUUGUGGGCCUAUUACUUAUAUGUAGUUCCUUGAAUUUUUAUUGUUAUGGCAAUCUUGACUUUAACAAAUAUCCAAUAUGCAAGAAACCCGAAUGGUUCCAAUGUGAUAAUGACGAACGUGCAUUCACAUGCAAUGGAAAAGAAGAUAUUGAUAGAUUGGAUAAAGAUUACUGCAACUUUAUUUCAACACCAGCACAGAUGUCAACACCAGAUUCAUCAACUUAUAUAGCAGCUGUAGUAGAAUAUCAUUCAAAAUAUGCAAUAGAUCGUAAUGAAACUUUAAAGAAAAAUUCUGAUGCGUAUGUCAAGUACAUUAAAACAGCUAGAGCAUAUAAUGCUGACAUAAUUGUUUUUCCUGAAAAUGGAUUAACAACAUCUAAUUAUUCCAAAAGGGAAGAAAUGCAAAAUUUGACAAUUAUUAUCCCUGCUGCUUCAUUUAAUUAUACGCCUUGUACUGACAGUAAUAUUGAAGUCAGUGAGGUUCUGAAAAAGAUAUCGUGUGCUGCUAGAAAAAAUAAAAUAUAUGUGGUAAUUAAUAUUGCUGAGAAACUGCCUUGCACUGGAGAUAUAUGUCCAAAAGAUAAGAUGUUGUAUUAUAAUAGCAAUGUUGUAUUUGAUCGCACGGGAAAGAUUAUUGCUAGAUAUCGUAAAACGAAUGUUUUUGAGGAUGGACGGUUUAAUGUGAUGUUAGAACCAGAAAUAGUAAUUUUCGAUACUGACUUUGGAGUCAAAUUCGGAACUUUUACAUGUUUUGAUAUAUUAUUUUACGAGCCUGCAUUACAAUUAACAAGGGUUCAUCAAGUUACUGACAUUGUGUUUCCUACAGCAUGGAUUUCUGUGACACCAUUCUUAACAACUGUACAAACACAAGCAGGAUGGUCGUUUAGUGAAGAUGUAAAUUUGUUAACUUCCGGUUAUAAUGACCUAGAUUUUGGCCAUACUGGCAGUGGAAUUUAUUUAGGUUGUAAGGGAAUAGGUAAAGCAAUAAUAUCUGAAACUAAAUGCGAUGAAAUUUUGGUGUUUGAAGUACCCAAAAAGAAAGGUAAAUUUAAUAAGGACCAUCAUAAUCAUUCGAAAGACUAUGAUCACAAAGUUUACAGCCAUAAAAAGAAGUAUAUACAAAAGAAGUUAUGGAAAAAGCAAUUUGCCAGCCCAAUGGCAGAUAAUGAUACCAUAUUUUUAAAACAUGAUAAUCUUAAUGCCUUUGAAAUAUUUCCCUUGGAAGGAAAUGUCACGAACAAUAUCUGCAAGAAUGACUUCUGCUGUGAUUUUAAAGUAGAAUUUGUGACAAUAGAUCCAAGUACAAAAUAUUAUUUAGUUGUUUUUAGUGGUAUUCAUCUGUACGCUACUAUCGAAGCUGGCAUACGCACAUGCGGUAUAAUUCAGUGUUUAAAUAACUCAGUCUCAUCGUGCGGUUCUGUACAUGAAUCGAAAACAGUAUUCAGCAAAAUAGAAAUCGAUACGACGUUUUACGAUUAUAAGAACAUUUUAAUCAUGCCGUCCACGUUACGUUCAGAUUUACUUCCGCUUUCUGAAAACUGGACGUAUAAUGAACGUGCUCAUGAUGAUCAUGUCCAUGUUAAUAUGCUUUUAAGCAAUAAUACAAAUAAUCUAACAACAUUUGGAAUAUAUUCGAGGUACUUUAAUAAGAACAAUGUAUAGCAGUUUCUGAUAUUCCAUUAUUAAUAAUAUUGUAAUGUUAAUAAAAAUAUCUUUUACAAAGUAA
This is a messenger RNA of Cataglyphis hispanica, 2044 nucleotides long. Its product is annotated as vanin-like protein 1. Lineage: Eukaryota; Metazoa; Arthropoda; Insecta; Hymenoptera; Formicidae. Bases 304 to 1980 code for a protein of 558 amino acids. The record is from RefSeq and is a predicted model, not a curated record. Gene Ontology annotation, molecular function: hydrolase activity, acting on carbon-nitrogen (but not peptide) bonds, in linear amides. The transcript has 11 exons.